UCUCGAUAAUGAGUUGUGUCAUUGCUGAUACCUUUUCCUGCACCGCUGUAGACUAACUCUACAAUCACAGUCUUUAUGUCAUAUUCUCGUCACACGAAACCAUUGAUGUUGCAAUACAAGCAUAUAACUCAGCACAGCAACUGUCCCAGGAGCCCUUGGGCCAAACUUGUACCGAACGCCCAUAAUACCUCAUAAAGUCGACUCCAUUCCUCGUUCAAUGCGUGUCCCACCAACAAUUCCUCCAACCAUCUUUGAAACUUUCCCGCGUCCCUUACAGAAGCAGAUCUCUUUCUCGGCCACAGGAACGACAACCUUCGCCCGUCACCGCCCGAUCAUGUCGACCUCGACAUCACCCUCGUUCACCGAGUACAAAAUCCAGUCAUCCCUCCCGUCAUCCCCUUCCAAGCUCUCGGACCGCCAGGCUCUCCUGACCGCCUCCGUCCUGGACCUCUUUGCGGGGUACCCCAGCAAGAGGAAACUGUCUUUGUGGACCGAUGACGCCGUGUUCAGUGACAGCCUGACCAUCGCCACAGGCCGCAAACAGUACGAGGCCCAGUGGUACGGCCUCAAGGCGAGCAUGUCGGACAUAGUGCAGGAGGAGGUCGCCAUCAAGAACGUCGGCAACCCCAUGGAACUGCACCUCAAGACAAAGUACAAGGUCAAGGCCGUCGGAAAGGAGCAAGUCAUCGAUUCCACGGUGCUCGUGCACAUGACUGAUGCCAGCGACGGUGCGAAAAUAACAAAGGUCGAGGACAAGUGGGGUGGAACUCCGCCGCCGGACGGAUUCUUCUCAAAGGCCAUGAGGAAUCUCAAUUCUGUCACCGUACCGGGAUUCGUGACGGUGCCCAAGUCGAUUGAGGAGGAAGAGGGCACUGCUUGAACGGUUCAUUCCCGCAGUCAUGAAUUCGCACAAAAUGCUUGGUGGACCAUGAGGACGAGUCGUAUUAGUACGUUGUAGACUAUUGACAUAUGAAAGAUUAUGACGCUCAAGAAGCAUCACAUUUGCAUCACCCUGUGAGACCAAGUUCGGCGUUCACACAAGUCAAUCUCACUUGACCUGGUGCAUCCCUCGUAAGACCUGAAUGAUCAAGGAUAGAUUGGUGUCCAUAUCCUUGUCCAGCAACGACCCAACCACUGCU
Messenger RNA from Exophiala oligosperma, 1139 nucleotides. RefSeq lists its product as uncharacterized. The transcript has 2 exons. NCBI's taxonomy places the organism in Eukaryota, Fungi, Ascomycota, Eurotiomycetes, Chaetothyriales, Herpotrichiellaceae. The record is from RefSeq and is a predicted model, not a curated record. Bases 218 to 880 code for a protein of 220 amino acids.